Molecule: messenger RNA, 1121 nt
Organism: Striga asiatica
Lineage: Eukaryota; Viridiplantae; Streptophyta; Magnoliopsida; Lamiales; Orobanchaceae
Source: the annotation of a GenBank genome assembly
CGCACUCACCUACCCUCCGCCGUAUCCCUCCGCCGCCCUUCCUCGGCCCCUCUCCGCUCCAUCCCCUCUCUUCUUUCCCUUUCCCGAUCCCCCCUCCGGCCAUCCUCCACCGCCAUAAGAAUGUCGUCCUCCGAUUCCCACUCCAACACCACCGGCAAUCACAUCAUCGAACACAUCGUGCUGUUCAAAGUGAAGCCCGACGCCGAUCCGUCCGCCGUCGACGCCAUGAUCUCCAACCUCAACGGCCUCACCUCCCUGGAACAGGUCAUCCACCUCUCGGCCGGCCCGGUCGCCCGAUGCCGGUCCAAAUCGCUCGCCUUCACCCACAUGCUCCACUCUCGGUACAGAUCCAAAACCGACCUGGCCGCCUACUCGGAUCACCCCACGCACGUGAGCGUCGUGGCUAAUUACGUCAGGCCCGUUAUUGAGGACGUCAUGGCCGUCGAUUGGGUCGCCGACGGGUUCUCCGGCCCGGCGGCUGUUUCUCCCGGCUCGGCUGUGAGGUUGACGGUUCUGAAGCUGAAGGAGAGCGCGGGGGAGAGUGGGAAGGGCGAGGUUCUGAGGGUUGUGAGGGAGGUUAAGGAGAAGUUUACCUCGAUCGAGCAGCUGACCGCAGGGGAGAACUUCUCUCUGGGCCGGGCCAAGGGCUUCUCGAUUUGUUCAAUUGCGGUUUUCAAAGGCAGUAAGGAGUUGGAGGAGUUGGAUUCGGAGGCGGAGGCUGCGAAUGAGGAGAAGGAUAAGGUCAGGGGGCUUCUCGACGGCGUGUUGGUGGUGGAUUAUGCGGUGGGUGCAUCAGUUCAAACUGCCAACGCGUUAUCUUUUCUGCAAGCUCUUGAAGCCGACGCUGGCUAGAGAAAAAUGAGAGCAACAAAUAGUUUACGCGCAGAAAAAGAGGGAGGUUCGUAAGAGAUUCCUCUGGCAAUUGAAUACUUCUGCAAAAACGUGUGGACAUGUGGUUAAAAUGAGAGAUAUUAGAAAUGCCUUAUUUAUUGCAGCUGUUGUGUUAUAUGGGUACAAUGCAGGCUAUUUAAUAUAAUAAUGAUAAUUAGAAUAAUAAAGGGAAAAAAAAUAAAAUUUCAUUCAUAUGUAGUAUAUUUAUUGUUUUUCUUCUUCACAUUGAG